AGAAUGUUUUUAUUGAUGCUAGUAACAUCAGUGGUGGCGUUGGAUGUAGAUCUAGGAGAUCCAGCAAUGAACCAAAUUUUGUAUUUCAAGGAGAGAACGCAGAGUCCUGCAGGAUUGACUACAAGCGCUGGCUCAUCUGUUUCUCAUUGUGAAGCUACCAGCACAUUAAACUCUCGGCUGAUGAAUAAUGAAUUCUUUAUGGAAUCUAUAACGCAUAGUAAUAGGGAAAGAAUUCCUGAACGCAAUGUUCAUGCAAAGGGUGCCGGAGCCUUCGGAUACUUUGAAGUAACACAUGAUAUCUCACGCGUUUGUAAAGCUGACUUUCUAAAUAAAGUUGGAAAGAAGACGCCGGUCGCAGUCCGCUUUUCACUAACUACGGGAGACAGAGGAACUUCAGAUUUAAUUCGAGACUCGAGAGGGUUUUCCGUCAAGUUCUAUACUAAAGACGGGAAUUUUGAUAUAGCUGGACUAAACACACCUAUGAAUAUAUGUAGGGAUCCACUUCAAUUCCCUCCUUUAACUCAUGCGUCGAAAAGAAAUCCUGCAACGAAUCUAUAUGAUCCUAACGCAUUCUGGGAUAUCAUAACUUUGCUUCCUCAAGCGUUAUUCAUGUAUUUAUACAUUUUUGGUGAUCGCGGUAUUCCAGCUAAUUACUGCAAUAUGCCCGGCUUUGGAAUUCAUACGUAUCAAGUAGAAAAUGAAUUUGGGGGUACACAGUUUGUAAGAUUUCAUUUUAUGCCUGAUGCUGGCAUUAAAAACAUGUUUUCAGAGGAAGCCAGAAAUAUUAGUUUCUGGGACCCUGAUUAUUUAACAAGGAAUUUAUAUAAAUCAAUUGCUACUGGGGAUUUUCCUUCGUGGACAGUGAGCGUGCAGAUCUUAACCGAAUCAGACGUGAAAAAAGCGGGUCCUCAGGUAUUCGAUGUUACGAGAGUCGUUUCCUUGAAGGAUUAUCCCUUACAUCAAGUUGGUAAAAUGGUAUUGAAUAGAAACGCAAAAAAUUAUUUCGCAGAAAUGGAACAGUUGGCAUUUAAUCCAGCUAAUACAGUAAAUGGUAUCCUUGGAGCGCCGGAUAAAAUAUACGAAUCACGUCGCUUUGCCUAUAGAGAUGCCCAGUUAUAUCGCAUGGGGGCCAAUUUCAAUAAUAUUCCUGUGAAUUGUCCAUUCCAAGUCAAAACAACUACUUAUAACAGAGACGGCUCUCCACCGGUUGGUGAUAAUGAAGAAGAUAUUCCUAACUACUAUCCUAAUUCAUUUAAUGGACCUGUUCCCUCUGUGACAAAGCAAUGUCCAGGAUUAAUUGACAUAACUGAAACCAAGGGAGACAAUUUAGAUCAAGCAAAAGAAUUUUACGCCAAUGAAAUGAAAGCGGACGAACGAUCUCGAUUGGUUGAAAAUUUGGUGGUUUCACUGAAACCGGUUUGUGAAUUUAUCCAAAAAAGAGCGAUAAAAGCAUUUAGAAAUAUUCAUCCAGAUUUAGGUAAUCGAGUUGCACAAGGAUUACGAUUGAAUAGUAGAUGGACGUAGGUAGGUAGCUUG
This is a messenger RNA of Maniola jurtina (meadow brown), 1536 nucleotides long. RefSeq names its product catalase-like. The record is from RefSeq and is a predicted model, not a curated record. The coding region runs from base 4 to 1524 and encodes 506 amino acids. The transcript is spliced from 2 exons. Gene Ontology annotation, cellular component: mitochondrion; peroxisome; cytoplasm. Lineage: Eukaryota; Metazoa; Arthropoda; Insecta; Lepidoptera; Nymphalidae. Gene Ontology annotation, molecular function: catalase activity; heme binding. Gene Ontology annotation, biological process: response to hydrogen peroxide; hydrogen peroxide catabolic process.